Recurvomyces mirabilis is the source of this 747-nucleotide messenger RNA. RefSeq lists its product as uncharacterized. The transcript has a single exon. Lineage: Eukaryota; Fungi; Ascomycota; Dothideomycetes; Mycosphaerellales; Teratosphaeriaceae. The record is from RefSeq and is a predicted model, not a curated record. The coding region runs from base 1 to 747 and encodes 248 amino acids.
AUGCCGGGAGCCAUCAUGAUCUACAGCAUCAUCUCGAAAAUCUUACUUCCAUUCGUCCUCCUCUUCAGCAUACCACUGGUAGCACUUUCGAUUGCGACUAGCGUCUUCGCUUUCUGGGUUCUACUCAUCCGUGUCUCGAUCGUCUACGUUGAGCUCCUAGCCGCUCUGCUGUGGUCAUGCAUCAUACCCGAACCAAAGUAUUCUGGAGUGGAAGACUUCAUAGCUGCGGAGAGCUUGACAAAGUCUCCGGACAGUAUCGUGGCACGGUCUCGACGAGCUUCGAGAAGUAGCGCCCAUAGUGAGAGUACCUACCCGCGUCUCGCUGGGCCGAGCGGAAGCGCUGUCACUUUACCUGAACCACUACGUCAGCGAGACUAUGAAGGUGUGGGUGGUUGGCGAGACGAGGGUGAAGACGACGCUAUCUGGCUCGGCAUGAACAGCAGACUUGAGCUACCUUUAUCAACAUUACAGUGCGAGCAUCUGAGCCAAACGAGCUUACACCUCCUUGGAAGCGGCUACAACAGUCCCGAGCGAGUGCGGACACCACACGCACUUCGCACGCCCGGAUCUGCGAGACGGCAUGGUACUGGUACUGAGAGUCCAGAGAGCUACUUUAGUACGGCACCGGGUAUUGCCACGAGAGGCCACCAGAGCUCGCAGUCAUUGUCUGGGAUUUCACGACCAGGUGGCGCUGGAAGUACGACGAGUCCGGCCUCAAUAAACCACAGCAGACGCCCGACGCACUAA